AUGUCGCUCAGUCCGUUCGGGGAACCUCCACCCGGGACGGAUCUAUCCGCCGAUCACGGCUCACGGAACAAUGCCGCUGUGAUCACAACCUUUGUCCUGGCAACAAUAGCAGUCGGGCUUCGGUUUUAUACGAGAUAUCGAGUUCAAUCUGUGCGAGUAGCUGCAGAUGAUUGGAUGAUCGUGGGGGCCUUUCUGGCCGUAACUGCAAGUCUGAUUUUGACUGUACUUGGUGGAUAUCAUGGCCUCGGGAGACAUGUAUGGAUUGUCCCUAUUGCCGAAGUCGUGGAAACGAUGCGCAUUCUCUUCGUCUACGUCCUGCUUUACGUCGUCACCGUUCCACUCAUAAAACUAUCCAUUCUACUCUUCUACCGACGCAUAUUCGGCAUGACUUAUACAAUAUGGUUCUGCGUGUUUUUGACAACCGGAUAUUUCGUCUCUUGCAUAAUCGCCUUUUUGGUUUGCUGCAGACCGGUCUCAUACUACUGGACACAAUAUGCAGAUCCCAGUGGAGGAAAAUGUAUUUUCGACCUCUACCCAUUCUAUAUCGGUAAUGCUGCAGCAAAUGUGGCCACGGAUGGAAUCAUUCUGUUGGUUCCAAUCCCCCUCGUGUGGAAGCUACAAAUGCGAAAAACACAGAAACUCUUGCUAUCCGGCAUCUUUUUGCUCGGAGGAUUGUAUGUCGCCCCCCACUCCAAGUACAUCUGGCCCAAGCUCAAAUAUUUCAGUGUCUGCAUUGCGAGCAUUAUCCGGAUCUAUUACAUGACUUUCCUCAAAAACUCCCCCGACGUUACCUGGAUCAUGGGCGACGUCUUCAUCUGGUCCAGCGUUGAGCCCUCCAUCGGCAUCGUAUGCGCCUGUCUUCCAACAUUACAUCCGCUACUUCGCUCUUUUAUCGCUCGCGUGCUUGGAAGUAGUACAGGGAGAUAUGCUGAGGCUUCGAGCAACCAGGAGUCAGUGAAGAAAAAAAUAUUUAUUCGCCGGCCAACGCCACUUGACUGGGACGAGUCCUUGUUGAGUACACGUGACGUGCAGGUCGAGAUGAGCGGAGUCAGGAGGAAUCAUAGCGACGAUGGGAAGAUUACAGUGGAUACGGACUUUCGAAUAGCUGAAGAGAGCAAUCAAUUGAAGUAG
This is a messenger RNA of Penicillium coprophilum, 1131 nucleotides long. RefSeq lists its product as uncharacterized. Lineage: Eukaryota; Fungi; Ascomycota; Eurotiomycetes; Eurotiales; Aspergillaceae. The record is from RefSeq and is a predicted model, not a curated record. Bases 1 to 1131 code for a protein of 376 amino acids. The transcript is spliced from 3 exons.